Erpetoichthys calabaricus (reedfish) is the source of this 7376-nucleotide messenger RNA. RefSeq names its product potassium channel, subfamily K, member 1b (gene kcnk1b). Gene Ontology annotation, biological process: stabilization of membrane potential; potassium ion transmembrane transport. The transcript has 3 exons. Gene Ontology annotation, molecular function: potassium ion leak channel activity. Gene Ontology annotation, cellular component: membrane. The coding region runs from base 212 to 1225 and encodes 337 amino acids. The record is from RefSeq and is a predicted model, not a curated record. NCBI's taxonomy places the organism in Eukaryota, Metazoa, Chordata, Cladistia, Polypteriformes, Polypteridae.
UUGCUUUGCACCUGCCCGCUCGGGCUGGCGCUAGGGUGGAAGAGACACACGUCAUUGCGCGUGAAGUCAGCGCCACAUCACAAUGAGCGUCUUGAUUCAGCGGUAGAUUCUAGUUUAACUAAGACGAAGAAACAGAAAGGACGGCGCUGCUUUGGAGACGCUUGCGGGCCUCGACUGUACUCUUGGUGAUUUCUCUUUCACAGCACACAAGAUGUUACAGUCGCUGACGAGUAACUCGUGCGUGCGUCUCAUCCAGAGCAACAGAUCGAGUUGGUAUUUUUUUUUCCUGGUGCUUGGGUACGUCCUUUACUUGAUUUUCGGAGCCCUGGUUUUCUCCGCUGUCGAGCUGCCAUACGAGGAUCUGCUGCGUGAUGAAUUGCGAAAAGUCAAGGAUCAGUUCUUGCAGGAGAAUGAGUGCCUGUCCGAAGAGAGGCUCGAAGAGUUUCUGGUGAAGGCACUAGAAGCCAGCAACUACGGCGUGUCAGUGCUUAACAAUGCCACUUCCAAUUGGAACUGGGACUUCACGUCGGCGCUGUUUUUCGCCAGCACCGUACUGUCAACCACAGGUUAUGGCCACACUGUACCCCUUUCAGAUGGAGGAAAGGCAUUUUGUAUUAUCUACUCUAUCAUUGGUAUUCCCUUCACACUCCUAUUUUUAACAGCAGUUGUGCAACGAAUCAUGGUCUACAGUAGCCGGCGCCCUGUGAUGUAUAUCCAUACCCGCUGGGGUUUUUCUAAGCAGGUUGUUGCGUUGGUUCAUGCAUUAGCAUUGGGGUUCAUCACUGUAUCCUGCUUCUUCUUCAUCCCUGCUGCUGUGUUCUCAGCCUUGGAGGAAGACUGGAAUUUUCUUGAGUCUUUCUACUUUUGCUUUAUAUCUCUCAGCACUAUUGGUCUGGGUGAUUAUGUCCCUGGAGAAGGGUAUAAUCAAAAGUUCAGAGAGCUUUAUAAAAUUGGAAUCACGUUCUAUCUUCUUCUUGGUCUUAUUGCAAUGUUGGUAGUUCUGGAAACAUUUUGUGAGCUGGAAGAGCUGAAGCAGUUUAGGAAAAUAUUCUACAUUAAGAAGGUAAAAGAAGAGGACCAUCUGAACAUUCUUGAGCAUGACCAACUUUCCUUCUCCUCAGUGUCAGACCGAACACCUUCAAUGAAGGAAGAUAAAUUAAAUGAACCAUUUGUAGAAGUUCCUCCUUUAUCUUAUAAUGCCACAGAUGGCUCCAUAAAUAGAUAGUAUCCAUCAAUAUAAAGUUACCUGCACUCCACAUGCUGUUGAGUAUUAUUUCUUAUGUGAAAUGUUAUAUUCUAAAUACUAAACAGAAAUAAUAAGGGAAUCUGAAAAUGUAAGUGUAUUUAUUUUAUUCAUAAAUACGUGUACUUGAUGUAUUUAACUUUAGUGAAGUAUUGUAUAUUUUUGAAUUUUCUGCUUUAGAUUGAAGAAAGUUAGAUUUCAUAAAGGAAAAAUUCUAUUUAGUUAAAAAAGUGUGACAGUAUACUUAUCUGUAACAUUGUUGUUAUAAAAGUAUUGUCAUAGUUAUUGAUAGUACAUGUAGAUAUUCAAUAUCCCAUAGCCUUUGCAAGAGUUUUCAGUGGUUGGACUUAGUGAAUCUCAGAAGAAUGUGUUAACAGUUGCAUAAUCUUCUGGGUAACAUGGUGGGAAGGAUAUAGUAAAAAGGAUUAAAUUGUUUAAAGUUUAACAGUGUUGGAUAUCAGUUUUCAAUUUGCACUACACAGUCUCACACAUUAGUGAUUUCAUGAAUGCAUCCCUUCAUAAUUUGAAAUUUAAAACCCGGAUUCAGAUAGUGAAUGGCUAUGGUGAAAAUUGCAAACUAAUGGUGUAUGGUGUGUUGCCUACAGUGAUUAAAUAGCCCCAUUAAGAUAUAUACAGUAUAUAUAAUAUCAUUUCACUUGAUGUUUAAAAUGGUUAUAUGGUGCUUAACUGCACCAUUUCCAUAGUGCCUUCUGCAAAGAAGAAAGUCUACUGGACUUCAAAAAAUUUAAAAUGCUUUUUUUUGUCAAUAAACUUCAGAUUACAGAAAAACUGGAACCAACUUUCCAGGUAAAUAAUGAAAAUAAGCUUUAAAGGUUUAAUGUCCCUUAUUAACAUUAUUAUCACUACAGCAACUAUAAGACAGUUGUUCAUUGAUGUAAUGCCCUGUUUAACAAAUAAUCACAUCUUCUGCUUUAUAUUGCUCACACUGUCUUGGGAUAUGCACCAAGUUCAAAUUUGUUAUCAUAUGUACUGUAUAUAUAAAAUAAAAUGAAAGUCUCACUUGCAUGUGUCCUAUGAUUGAUCACACUUAGUCUUAAAUUGUGCCUGUAACUGACACAUUUUCAUGGAAUUAAACUAAUACCUUACUCUCUGCAUAAUACACGGCAAGAACAUUUCUGUGAAUUGUUUGUUUCUGUAGUUUGUUGAUGAUAAUACUGCACCUGUCAGCUAUUGCCAAUGGAAAGGGAAAGGGAAAAAUCCUUAAAAUUAAUUGUAGACAAGUGCUUUUUAUUAGGUAGAGUUAUCAGUACAACUAAACAGCAAGCUAAUGCAACUGCUAGUCAGAUGUCAGGGAAAAUGAAAAGAGUCUGACAUUAAAUGGAAAUUUGUUUAAAUGUCUCUUAAAGGGAAAUGACUGAACUUGGCUUGGCUUAUUUUUUUCCAAUGGAUGCAAAAUGAGUUUUAGCAUCACAAGAAACAAAAUUCCAAGUCUUUUUACCAUUAUGUUGCAUGUAUACUUUUUAAGAUGUUGUUAAUCAAAUCCUAGCCAAAUACCUAAACUGUAUCAUUUUUGCUGGCUGCUGAAAACAGUUUCUUUUACUGUUCAUAUAAGCAAUAUGCAAAAAAUAAAGCCACAGCUGGAAUGUUAUCAGCUGCUAAACAAUUUGUGUUUAACAUAGUGCCUUUCGUAUCAAACAGCAUAAUAUCUGUGUACACGUAAAAUCUUUAGAGCCCAGGUGACCAAUUAAUAAGUCACACAGCUUGGCUAAAUUUGAUGGUUGAUUAAAAUGAUGUGUUUUUACUUUGUUUACCAGAUCUGGUUGCUUAUCCAUAGAGUUGUAUGUCAUAGGUCCAAUUUACAGCUUUUGUCAACACACCCUGACCUUGAUUGCAUAUGACAGCAUAUGCAGGCAAAACAUUUUUUAUCAGAAAACCACUAAUUAGAUUUGCAGGAAACCUUAAUUGGCAUCCUAGAUAAAACAAACAGUUAUCUUAUUUAGUGUACAUGUACUGGUGCCUUGUGUAGAGUUGUUUAAUGCCUUCUAUUCACAGCUACUUUGUAAGGCUUUGACACCUCAUUGCCUUCAGUGGGAUUAUAGAGAAAAGAUGGAUUAAUGAAUAAAAAAAUAGAGCAAUGUUUUGAAAAUUAAAAGUAACUAGGUAAUAAAACAAUGCUUUUUAGAAACACUUCUGUUUGGUGGCACUGUGCAAAAAAAAAAAUGUAUAUGGUUUUAUUUUGAAUUAACAGUAGGAGCAACACAAGUCCUCACGGGCAUCACCUAUUUUCAAGGAAACACUCCCAGAAAAAGGGACAUUUUGGAAAGUUAAAGAUAUUUUGCUUUGUUAUUUUAAACAAUAGUUAAUGGGUUAUUGUGUCAUUUUCUUUAAGUGCAUCAUAACUUUUAAAAUGCUUUACUCUAAAAUGCUAUACUCUUAUAGUUUUUCUUCAAACAAGACAUACUAGUUUUCUCAAGUCCCUCAUUUAUGUGUAUUUUUAUUAUUUUUAAUAUUCUGUCCUUUCUGAAAAAUCCAUUGAAUUUUUGAUUUAGUUUUGAUUGGCCAUGUUACCUGUGCAUUACUCUGUAACAUAAAAUGAGGUAUAGUGUAUUCCUGGCAGAAGAAAGGAACACACAUAAGCAUAAGAGCUGUGGCAGACAUUCUUUUUUUUCACGCAGUCUUGUUUACAUUAAAAAAAACUGUGCAUUGAAUUGUUUUCAUGAAUCAGCCUGUAUACUGGAAUGUUAAUCCUUCAUUGGUGCUCCAUUUGUUGAUUAAUGCUGUGAUUUUGAUUUGCCUAUUUAAUUAUUGUGAACAAGUUAAUAAUACAGUCUGUAUUGUGUUAUUGACAGAAUAUCACCCAGCCAUUGCAUGUAUGCUGUAAAGAAUGCAUGGAUGCGAAAACCAGUGAUUCGGGUGUAAGAAGUACAUUUUAGGUACAUUCACAUAUAGUACAAAAAAACACCUAAUGUAGCUGCCAUGUCUGUUCAUCUGUAUGUCUGGGAGCUGAGUUGUUUCACAUUAACAGAGUACCAAUUUUGUUGAAAUUUGGCUCAGUUAUUCUUGCUGUACAAAGUUUCUGAGUUUCAGAGCAUCCUAUUACAAAGCAUUGGUAAAUUUUCAAACUCGGACUAUCUUUAAACAGAGAAAUAUUCUGUACAACUUCCAUUACGGCUUAGUUCACAGUUUCAGAUUUACUUUUAGAGGGGUUACACGCUUUUAUAUUCUUAAUAUUUUCCUCUUUUACUUUAUAUUUUUCCUCUUUGACGGAAAAACGGCUACAGUCAUGCGUGCUACAUUGACUCGUGCUUGAUAUGCAGUUUGUAGAAGUGGUUCUUUUAGCUGCGCAGUGGCAUGUGUGAUCUCUUUCACAGCAGCUCACUUCUCUGCUUGAAAUCAUGGUAGGUAAGUGACCUGAUUUUAGAAGCGUGCAAGUAAAAAAAAAUGCAAGUACUUUAUGUAGAACUCAAUAAUAGAACAAGCUCCUUAUCCCAGGCUUGGUGACCCAUGCAGUGAAUAAUGUAUACUCAGGAUUUCCAUUAGACUAAAAACAACCUCACGGUUGCAUUGCCUAUACAUCAUAGUGAUUCAGUAUUUUUCUGACACUAUCACUUAUUGGUGAAGUGACACAUUGACCUGAUGAGCAUGAAAAGAUGCAGCCACCAAUUUAAAGCCAGUGGCACAUUAUGUUACUUCUAGUUGGAGGGGAUGUCAAAAUUAACUGGAUUUCAUCACCUUAGGGAUUUCAGAUUGCAUAACUACAAAUCACAGGGGGAUGACCAAUUAUAUGACUCCAUGCAGACUUUUCAACACAGUUUCACAAAGCUUCCUGCUUUCUGAAAGCCAAUAAUGUGCUUGCUAAUGGUUCUUUCCGGUUAUGGCAAAUUCAGCAGCAAUCUCAACCCUUUUAUUUUGUUUUUUCAGUUCAGUUGUGGUAUGACUAACAAGAACCCAAUGAGCCUCAUUUCUCUUUGAGAAGUCUAAAACAAUUCUUAUUUCCUUGACACUGUACAUUGUACUUCUGGGUGAGUGCUCAUUGGUCAUUGGCUCUUGUAUGCACACAAGCUCACCACUACAACUUAUUUUGUUGGGAGCACAGCAUUGUGCCAUGAAUGCCCCCCAACUCACUACAGGUUUGUAACAGCAAAAAUGUUAAGUCUCCAUCUAUGUCUUUGAAAAAUUGCAUUUUUAAGAAAUGUGGGCCACCGAUAGCCAGACUGUCCACAAACAACAGCUAACAACAAGGCAGAACUAAAUACCAUUUUUUUUCAUCAUCUGAGUUGAAAUCUGCUGUCUUAAAGCUAUUUUAGGUACCACAAGGCUGUUUUGGCUCUGUUUUUAACAGCAUGAUAUUGCAAAAUGGUAUUAAACAUUUUUACCCACUCUAGUAAUACAUGUAAAUUGCAUUCUGUUAUCAAUUAUGAGAGGCGUUCAAUUAUAAACAAGAAUUUUCAUGCUCUGUUCUUAUAAGGAGGGCAAGGUAGACCUGACUCAGUGGACAAACACAUUCAUGUUUGAACUUGUUGUUAGUAGUGCUAGCUGCUUUUUCCCUACUUCCUGUCAGUUGUAAUCAACAUAUCAGAGCAGGAGGUACACAGUAGUGUUGCGCAGAGAAUUAAUAAUAAUAAUAAUUCAUUACAUUUAUAUAGCGCUUUUCUCAGUACUCAAAGCGCUAUCCACACAGGGAGGAACCGGGAAGCGAACUCACAAUCUUCCACAGUCUCCUUACUGCUUAAAAAUCAGUUUAGAGGUGAAUGCCUCUCUCAGUCUUGAGUGUAUGAUUGGUGCAAGCCAUUCAGAGAGGGACUAUCAUCUCUUCAGUCCACUUAAGUAUUUGUUAGGAGGGAAAAAAUUCACGUUGAAUGAGGAUGUUGACGCUGUGCAAGAGUGGGUCAACAUGCAGUCAAAAGACUUUUACUUUUCUGGGAUUAAGAAGCUUCCUGAGCGCUGGAACAAGUGUAUUGCAGUGGCAGGAGGCUACAUUGAAAAACAGUGUGCAAGUCAUUUAAUUGAAUUCAAUAAAUAAAGUGUAGCUCUAAAUUUCUGUUUAUAUUUGAAUGCCCUUUGUAUUUUAGAAAUGACUUGCUUUCGAGGAAACUCUGGCCUGUUGUUCAGGCAAGAUGUAAUCAUUACAUCGUGUCAGGCAAGAUGUAAUCAUUACAUCGUGCCUGAAGAAUGAGCCAGAGAUCCUCGAAAGCUUGCAUAUUGUAAUCUUUUCAGUUAGCCAAUAAAAGGUGUCAUUUUACUUGACUUCUCACUACAUCCAUAAUGGCUAACACAGUAAAACACCCAAGUACUAAAAACAGUUUUGUAAAAUUGUGAUGACGACUGGAAAAUGUGAAAAUCCUCUCCAUUUCAUAGCAGUUACCAAGUCUCUGAAUGCACUUGAAUGUUAUAUUGUGUAAAUUUUCUUACUGCUUUUUAAACCUUUUAGUUAAACUAGGUUACACUUCUGUGUUAGAAUACAAUAAAAUACAAGUAAAUAUAUCUAUGUUGUUUGGCUAUCCUUUUAUAACUGAUAUGAGCACAAAUUUAGAAAAUUAAGUUCAAUGUACUGUAUGCCAAUUUGCUAUUCAAACAUUUAGCCAAAUGAUUCUUAUUUAGGAGGAUACACAGUAGGUGUCUGCCUUCUUUUAUUGUUUAGGAUGAAAGGGAGUUAACCAUUUUUUGGGAAGGUUAAAAGCACAAAUUGAAUAAUUAUUUUAAAUUCAUGGUAUCUGUUGCAAAUAGCUCUACUGAGGAAAUAAGUGUUUACAGAUAAGUUUUAUAUUAAUAGCUGUUUACAUUGGUACUAAAUUAUGUGAAGGGAAGAAAUAAUGCUUUCCAUUAUUAAAUGUGUAAGAAUCCGAAAAACGUGUGUUGGAAAUGAUAAAAUUGCAAUAUAUUGUUUUAGAUGGAAGAGAAAUAAUGUUAAUAUCCACAGCUAGCAUGUCUAAAUUUUGUUGCUCCUGUGUGUAACAUACUGUAUCUAUGUAAAUAAAUAGAAUUUGCACAGUAGUUUGUACAAAUGGGUGGUACCCCAGGGUCGUUAGUCCAUAUUGUCAUAGAAAUCUGUAUUUAUAAAGAACAGAAAAAUCAGUAAAUAACUUGCUGGUAGGUAUAUUGUAUAGUUAAGCUAUGUACUGUAUAUUUCACAGUGAUGAUCAAAUAAAAAUGGAGCUGUGUCUGGUUACAA